AUGAAUUCAGCAACUCCAGGUGUGCCUCAGGUGCCGCUGCUCGACGAUGACACCAUUGCCUUUGGGGAAGAGGAUAAUGCAAAUAAGCAAUUUGUUCACCCCUACAUAGUUUUCUUCCACCUCGUGUUCCGGAGUGCGGCGGUGGUCGUGUACAUCCUCUGCGGCUGGUUCUCAGACUCAUUCAUUGCCAGCUUCGUCCUAGUUAUAUUACUUCUCUCUGCCGAUUUUUGGACCGUCAAGAACAUCAGUGGUAGACUACUGGUGGGUCUGAGAUGGUGGAACUAUGUGGACGAUGAUGGCAAGUCACAUUGGGUGUUUGAAUCAAGACAGAGUCGUAUAAACCGUAAUGAGAGCCGCCUGUUCUGGAUGGGGCUCAUCCUGUGUCCUCUCAUCUGGGCGGGGUUCUUCAUCAUCUGUCUGUUUGGACUUAAGUUUAAGUGGAUGCUCCUCGUGCUAAUAGCUCUCACUCUGACGGGCGCCAACUUGUACGGUUAUAUUAAAUGUAAGUUCGGCGCCAAGGAGAACCUACAGUCGGCGACCACGGACUUCGUGAAGAAGCAGCUGUUCCAGAACGCCUCGGCCUUCAUGUUCCCACAGCCGGCGCCGCCCACCACCGGGAACACGGGCGUCGUGUAG
This is a messenger RNA of Danaus chrysippus (African queen), 636 nucleotides long. Lineage: Eukaryota; Metazoa; Arthropoda; Insecta; Lepidoptera; Nymphalidae. The record is from the annotation of a GenBank genome assembly.